Molecule: messenger RNA, 1505 nt
Organism: Megalobrama amblycephala (Wuchang bream)
Lineage: Eukaryota; Metazoa; Chordata; Actinopteri; Cypriniformes; Xenocyprididae
Product: MRN complex interacting protein
Exons: 7
Coding region: 170-1312 (380 amino acids)
Biological process (GO): mitotic G2 DNA damage checkpoint signaling
Cellular component (GO): nucleus
Molecular function (GO): chromatin binding
Source: RefSeq, a predicted model, not a curated record
UACACGUCAUUGGGUUCCUCGUCAUUCCUCUAGGGGGCAGUGUGCGCCUCUGACGUCACGUCUACUCGCGAGUAACACGAGAAGAAGAAGACUGUGGGCGGGAAACACAAAUAUGAGGGAAAUCGAUUUAUUUUUAUUCUCCGGAUUUUAAAAGUAAAAACGACCCAACAUGGUUCAAGAGUUUCAUGUUCUGAGAUGCUUUUCCUGUCAAACAUUUCAAGUGCAGCAGGUGAAGAAGAGUAAGAAAUGGGCGUGUAAAGUGUGUGGUGAGAAGCAGUCUUUGAUAAAGGAGUUUGGUCGGGGCGCCGCAGCCGACUGCAGACGUCAUGUCCAGAAGCUGAAUGCUCUGCGUGGACGACUGCAGGAGGUCAGCAGUGAGCGGCUGGGGUCACAGUGGGAACAGGAUGACGAGUAUGAGAAUGAAGAUGUUAAUGAAGAUCUGGAUCAAGAUCCGAUGGAUAAAUCAGAGCAGGAAGUGACUCAUGUCAGCCGCUGGAGUAAAUACACUGAUCCCUCAGCUGAGGAUCCAGAUGAACAUGAAGAUGAGGAAGAAGAUGAGAACGUUUAUACAGAAAGACAACGAUUCAGAAGCCAGGGAACCAGAAAAAGGAAGAAAAUCUCCACUUUAAAGUCUUUUGCUGGCCGUGAUGAAGGCUGUGAGGAUGAGGAGCCACAGACUGGUUCUUCUGGCUUUAAGAGGCCGAAUCUGCAGGACAGGAGGUUCAGUUCAGCCGGGAAUGAAGGAUUUGCUUCCUGCAGCAGGUCAGAUGAUGUGGACACGUGCAGUAGCACAAAUCUCCCAUCAUCCCGUCAGGCUGUGUUCAGUUACCCUACAGCCGGCUCCAGGUCCACAUUCACAGAGGAAGACUCUGGAAAUAAACAGCAGUGUAUCUCUUCACAUAAGCCGCCAGCUGUCGACGUAACCAGUCCUUCUGUUUCUUCUCGUCAGAAGUUUGGUGAAACGAAGAUUGAGAAGGACUCCAAAUGGAAUAAAUUCCUCAGUGUUGUCGCAUCACAGCAGGAUGAGGAAGAGUAUGAUUAUCACGAUCAUUACAAUGAUAACACAGUGACGCCUUAUUUCACAGAAGCACUUGAGGGCAUGGGUGUGGAUUGUGAAGAGCGCAGAUAUCCAUCGGAUAUAAAAGUAAACGGUGUUUGUGUGGAUGGAAAAGUAUCCAAGAGUCACGCCUCCAAGCCUUCAGGUUUUGAAAACCCAGUCUGUGAACAGCCUCCACUGUUAAAGAUGCCAUGUUCAAAGCUUUCUUUCAGCUCCCUGUUCCUCACCGAUGAAGACUUUGAUGAUACAUUUUAAAAAUAUGUUAAACUAUUUCUUUCAAGGACGUUUAACGAACAAAGUAUGAUGUUACAAUGUUCUCUUCAAUAAAUAUAAAAAUGCAUUGGUAGUUAAACUGUUGCACAUUUAAAAAAAAUCCAAAUACAACAAAUAUUUUGGAGAAGCUUUUUAUUGCGAAUAGAAGGAGUAAAGAGUGAAAUAUUUCCAUCCA